Myxocyprinus asiaticus (Chinese sucker) is the source of this 1299-nucleotide messenger RNA. Its product is annotated as malate dehydrogenase, mitochondrial. Gene Ontology annotation, molecular function: L-malate dehydrogenase (NAD+) activity. The record is from RefSeq and is a predicted model, not a curated record. The transcript has 9 exons. The coding region runs from base 116 to 1129 and encodes 337 amino acids. Gene Ontology annotation, cellular component: mitochondrion; cytoplasm. NCBI's taxonomy places the organism in Eukaryota, Metazoa, Chordata, Actinopteri, Cypriniformes, Catostomidae. Gene Ontology annotation, biological process: malate metabolic process; tricarboxylic acid cycle.
AGUACACUCGUUCUCGACCGGUUGUCUUGUUAGAGGACGUUGGAGUCAUAGACAGGAGGGGCUCUGCAUCAAAUACUCAUUGUAAAACAGUAAAACACCACAAAUUCAAGCCAGCAUGUUCUCCCGCAUCGCUAGACCAACUGGUACCCUCGCACGGAGCUUGUCCACCUCAUCGCAGAACAAUGCCAAAGUAGCUGUCUUGGGUGCCUCAGGUGGCAUUGGGCAACCCCUGUCCCUCCUGCUGAAGAACAGCCCUUUAGUGAGCCACCUUGCACUCUAUGAUAUCGCCCACACUCCUGGAGUGGCUGCUGACCUUAGCCACAUUGAGACUAGAGCCCAUGUCAAAGGGUUCAUGGGCCCAGAUCAGCUGGAUGCUGCACUGAAAGGCUGUGAAGUUGUUGUCAUCCCCGCUGGUGUCCCAAGGAAACCUGGUAUGACCCGUGAUGAUCUGUUCAACACCAAUGCCACCAUUGUGGCCACACUAGCUGAUGCUUGUGCCCGUAACUGCCCUCAGGCCAUGAUCUGUAUCAUUUCAAACCCAGUGAACUCUACUAUCCCCAUCACAUCAGAGGUAAUGAAGAAACAUGGUGUCUACAACCCCAACAGAGUGUUUGGUGUCACAACACUGGAUAUUGUCAGAGCCAACACUUUCGUUGCUGAGCUCAAAGGUCUUGAUCCUGCCCGAGUCAAUGUGCCCGUCAUUGGAGGUCAUGCAGGAAAGACUAUCAUUCCUCUCAUUUCACAGUGUGCACCCAAGGUUGAGUUCCCUGCAGAUCAGCUGGCUGCAUUGACAGCCAGGAUCCAGGAAGCUGGAACUGAGGUUGUGAAGGCUAAAGCUGGUGCAGGCUCUGCCACUCUGUCCAUGGCCUACGCUGGAGCCAGGUUCACAUUCUCCCUCCUCGAUGCAAUGAAUGGAAAGGAGGGUGUUGUUGAAUGUGCAUUUGUGAGAUCCGAGGAAACGGAAUGCAAAUACUUCUCCACACCUCUGCUACUUGGGAAAAAUGGCAUUGAGAAGAACCUCGGCCUUGGCAAGCUCUCUGCCUUUGAAGAGAAGCUGGUAGGUGAUGCCAUGGAUGAACUGAAGGGCUCCAUCAAGAAAGGAGAAGAUUUUGUUGCAAACAUGAAGUGAUGUGUGCUUGUGGUGCUACCUGUGAAAUGUCAUUAUUUAUAUAGUUGAAUCGUCGUACAUCAACAGGGUUUCCUAAAAAUGUAUUUCCAUCAUGUUCGAAGAUGCAUCUUUGUUCUUAUUAAAACGGUCAAAUCCAGCCAUCAAUAAAACAGACUGCUUUACCAACUCUA